AUGAAGACCGUUGCUCAGCUGUACGGCCGUCAGGGGGGGAAUCGAGGGGGAGGGGAAGAUUCUGAUUCAGACCUUGUUGGUGGUUCAAGAGUGAACGGAGGUGACUAUAGCGAGGUUCUUCCUGUACCAGCUUCGCUACAGGAGGCGGAAGAUAUGCUUCAGCAGCUUAUAGAGGAGACUCGCUCCCUCUCCUCUCCCUCCGGGGUCAACCUGGUGGCAUUCUCAGGGGGAGUGGACUCCUCCCUUGCUGCCUUGCUGCUGCAUCGAGCACUCUCAGACCCGCCGCCUCCUCACUCACACUCACAGUCACACUCCCACUCACACUCACAACCACACUCACACUCACGCUCGCAAUCCCCUUCACACACGGACUCACACUCUCAAUCGCCUCCCACCGUAGCAGCUGUGAUCGCCUUAAGCCCCUCCCUCUCCUCCUCUCAACUAACCACAGCUCGCCACGUGGCAGCAGCCAUAGGCAUCCCCCUGUGGGAGGUGGAAACAACAGAGGGUCAGGUGCAAGAGUACGUGGCCAAUGAGGGGGCGAGCUGCUAUGCCUGCAAGGCCACUCUCUACACCACUCUAUACACUGUCGCGGAGCAGUCUUUAGCGAGGAUGGGAAUGGAGAACAGCAACCGUAAUGAAGUAACUCUAUUCAACGGCACCAAUGCAGACGACCUAUCAGACCCCUCCCGCUUGGGCCUGCUGGCUGCUCUGCACUGCCGGGUCGUGUCACCCCUCGCCCGUCUACCUAAAGCCGCUGUGCGGGCAGUAGCCAGAGCAGCUGGUUUACCCAACUGGGACUUGGCUGCCUCGCCCUGCCUUCGCAGCAGACUGGCGUUUGGAGUGGAGGCGACAGCAAGCACACUGAUACUGGUGGAGAGGGCAGAGGAGAUG
Closterium sp. Naga37s-1 is the source of this 894-nucleotide messenger RNA. NCBI's taxonomy places the organism in Eukaryota, Viridiplantae, Streptophyta, Zygnematophyceae, Desmidiales, Closteriaceae. The record is from the annotation of a GenBank genome assembly.